GGCUCUGGGAGAUCAUGGAUCCCAACAGAAUUAUCCAGGCGCUCAAGGGCACCAUCGACCCCAAGUUGCGCCUCGCGGCCGAGAAUGAGCUCAACCAGUCCUACAAGAUAAUAAACUUUGCUCCUAGUCUGCUACAAAUCAUUGUUUCUGAUCAAGUGGAAUUUCCAGUCAGGCAAGCAGCUGCUAUUUACUUGAAGAACAUGGUGACACAGUACUGGCCAGACCGGGAGCCCCCUCCCGGAGAGGUGAUAUUUCCAUUCAAUAUUCAUGAAAAUGAUCGUCAGCAGAUUCGGGAUAAUAUUGUAGAAGGAAUUAUUCGUUCUCCAGACUUAGUGAGAGCCCAGCUGACAAUGUGCCUUCGUGCUAUUAUUAAGCAUGACUUCCCAGGUCACUGGACGGCAGUGGUAGACAAGAUUGGGUUUUACUUGCAGUCGUCGAAUAGCGGAAGCUGGCUUGGAAGUCUCCUGUGCCUGUACCAAUUGGUAAAAACCUAUGAAUAUAAGAAAGCUGAGGAACGAGAUCCUCUCAUUGCUGCAAUGCAAAUAUUCUUGCCUCGAAUUCAGCAGCAGAUGAUCCAGCUUCUUCCUGACAACUCCCAUUAUUCUGUGCUCCUUCAGAAACAGAUCUUAAAAAUUUUCUAUGCACUUGUUCAGUAUGCUUUGCCACUUCAACUGGUGAAUAACCAAACCAUGACUCAGUGGAUGGAGAUUUUCCGGACUGUCAUUGACAGAAGUGUGCCUCCUGAAACUCUGCAGGUUGAUGAAGAUGAUCGGCCAGAGUUGGUGUGGUGGAAAUGUAAGAAGUGGGCUCUGCGGAUUGUUGCUCGUCUUUUUGAAAGGUAUGGUAGUCCUGGAAAUGUAACAAAAGAAUAUUUUGAAUUUUCUGAAUUCUUCUUGAAAACCUAUGCUGUGGGAAUCCAACAGGUACUCCUAAAAAUCUUGGAUCAAUACAGGCAGAAAGACUAUGUAACUCCACGUGUCCUUCAACAAACAUUAAACUAUCUGAACCAGGGAGUCCAUCACUGUAUAACCUGGAAGCAGAUGAAACCCCAUAUUCAGACUUUGUGUGAAGACAUCAUCUUUUCUUUGAUGUGUUAUAAAGAUGAAGAUGAAGAACUCUGGCAGGAGGACCCGUAUGAAUACAUCCGCAUGAAAUUUGAUGUGUUUGAGGAUUAUGCAUCCCCUACAACAGCAGCACAGAUUCUUCUGUACACUGCAGCGAAAAAACGAAAAGAGGUGCUACCAAAAAUGAUGGCAUUUUGUUAUCAGAUUCUCACUGAGCCCAACAUUGACCCUAGAAAGAAAGACGGGGCAUUACAUGUAAUUGGAUCACUAGCAGAUAUUUUGCUGAAGAAAAGCGUGUUCAAGGAUCAGAUGGAGUUGAUGCUGCAGAAUCAUGUCUUUCCGUUAUUCAUGUCAAAUCUUGGAUAUUUAAGAGCAAGAUCCUGUUGGACCCUCCGUUCAUUCAGCACCUUAAAAUUUCACAAUGAGCUCAAUCUAAAGAAUGCAGCUGAACUAACAAAAAAGAGCUUGAUUGAAGACAAAGAAAUGCCUGUCAAAGUGGAAGCUGCCAUUGCACUUCAGUCCUUGAUAAGCCAUCAGGAGCAAGCAAAGGAAUACAUUAAGCCCUACAUCAGGUCUGUUAUGCAGGAGCUGCUGCUUGUAGUUCGAGAGACCGAGAAUGAUGAUCUGACCAAUGUAAUUCAGAAACUGAUUUGUGAAUACAGCCAAGAAGUAGCAAUAUUUGCUGUGGAAAUGACGCAGCAUCUGGCAGAGAUUUUUGGUAAAGUUCUUCAAAGUGAAGAAUAUGAAGAAAUGGAGGAUAAAACUGUUAUGGCCAUGGGGAUCCUGCAUACAAUUGACACAAUCCUGACUGUCAUGCAGGAUCACAAGGAGAUAACUCAACAGCUGGAGAACAUUUGCCUGCAAAUCAUCGGUCUUGUCUUGCAGAAACAUGUAAUAGAGUUCUAUGAAGAAAUUCUCUCUCUGGCAUACAGCUUGACGUGCCAUCUUAUUUCACCCCAAAUGUGGCACCUCCUGGGUGUCUUAUAUGAAGUGUUUCAACAGGAUUGCUUUGAGUACUUUGCAGAUAUGAUGCCCCUAUUGCACAACUACGUCACUGUUGAUACUGAUAUUUUAUUGUCAAAUUCCAAAAAUUUGGAGAUAAUUUAUGCUAUGUGUAAAAAGGUCCUAAGUGGUGAUGCAGGUGAAGAUGCUGAGUGCCACGCAGCCAAGCUCUUAGAGAUUGUUAUACUGCAGUGCAAAGGAAGGGGUAUUGAUCAGUGCAUCCCUCUGUUUGUAGAAGCUGUGCUUGAGCGCUUAACGCGAGGAGUUAAAACCAGCGAGCUCCGCACCAUGUGCCUCCAGGUUGCCAUUGCUGCCCUCUACUACAAUCCCCAGCUCCUUUUGCACACUUUAGAGAAUAUCCGGUUUCCUCAUAACCCAGAGCCUAUCACGGCGCAGUUUAUAAACCAGUGGAUGAACGAUACAGACUGUUUUCUUGGGCUUCAUGACAGGAAGAUGUGCAUCAUCGGACUGAGCAUCCUCAUGGGACUGCCGUCUAGACCGCCUGCAGUAGACGCUGUGGCUGCCCAGCUCGUCCCAUCGGUUCUCCUCCUAUUCCUGGGACUAAAACAAAUGUGCGCCACCCGGCAACAUGCAGAACAUGAAGAGCAUGGGAAAGCUGAAAAGAAUGACGCAGAAGAUAAUGAAGAGAUUCCAAGUGACGAAGAGGAAGCGAAUGAAGCAAAUCAGGACAUGCAGGAAAACCACGCCGGGGGUGGUGGUGACACAGGAGAUGACGAUAAUGAAGAUGAUGACGAUGAUGACGACUGGGAUGAUGAAGCGUUAGAAGAAACUGCUUUAGAAGGCUUCAGCACCCCUAUUGAUCUAGAAGAUGGCGUGGACGAAUAUCAGUUCUUCACACAAGCAUUAUUAGCGAUACAAAGCCGAGAUGCUGGCUGGUACCAUUUGUUGACUGCACCACUCAGCGCUGAUCAGAAGACUCAGCUGCAGGAAAUCUGUGCAUUAGCUGAACACCGGAGAAACUCUGCAGAAUCAAAGAGGAUAGAACAACAAACGGGCUUCCCAUUCGAUAACAAAGGACUGGUCUCUGGAUAUAACUUUGGCACUGCUCCAGGAAGCAACUGAAGGGGAAAGGAGCUUUAAAGAACUGC
This is a messenger RNA of Protobothrops mucrosquamatus (brown spotted pit viper), 3175 nucleotides long. RefSeq names its product importin 8 (gene IPO8). NCBI's taxonomy places the organism in Eukaryota, Metazoa, Chordata, Lepidosauria, Squamata, Viperidae. Gene Ontology annotation, biological process: protein import into nucleus. The transcript has 25 exons. The record is from RefSeq and is a predicted model, not a curated record. Gene Ontology annotation, cellular component: nuclear envelope; cytosol. The coding region runs from base 15 to 3149 and encodes 1044 amino acids. Gene Ontology annotation, molecular function: small GTPase binding.